Hypanus sabinus (Atlantic stingray) is the source of this 7327-nucleotide messenger RNA. RefSeq names its product ENAH actin regulator (gene enah). Gene Ontology annotation, biological process: axon guidance; actin polymerization-dependent cell motility; actin polymerization or depolymerization. Gene Ontology annotation, molecular function: profilin binding; SH3 domain binding. The record is from RefSeq and is a predicted model, not a curated record. The coding region runs from base 478 to 2031 and encodes 517 amino acids. The transcript has 15 exons. NCBI's taxonomy places the organism in Eukaryota, Metazoa, Chordata, Chondrichthyes, Myliobatiformes, Dasyatidae.
AGGUUUGCGGCGUGUGAUUGGCGGCGGCAAGUGAAGCGUUUCCGGCGCGCGUGCGGCGACGGUUGAGCCAUUCAUUAUUCGAAGUUGUGAAGGGGUAUGUGAGGCGGCGACCGGCGGGACGAGAGAACGACCACUGCCUGCCCAUCUUCCUUCACAAACAUUCUCCGUGUUUGUGCCGCCGUACCAGGGCUGCUGUAGCCGCCGCCGCCGAGAGCGGGCGACGGAGCGAAGAGAAGCGUCGAGUGGGAGCGGUCGGAGCCGAGCCGCCGGCGGGCAAUCACCAUGAGUCAGGUCACUGACAGAGCCUGCUCUUGAGAAAGAUCUGUAAGUGUGCACCAUGCAUCGAUCAAACAGAGGAUCUUGGAAGAAGAAUUGUAGAGAUGCAUGAAGCUGGAAAAGGCUACAAAAGCAUUUCUAAAGACCUGAGUGUUCAUCAGUCAACAUGAGCAAAGUAUAUGCCAGGCGCGUGCUGCUGUCAUGGUGUAUGAUGAUGGCAACAAGAAGUGGGUACCAGCUGGAGGAGCAACUGGAUUCAGUAGAGUACAUAUUUACCACCACACAGGCAACAACACAUUCCGAGUGGUGGGGAGGAAAAUUCAGGACCAUCAGGUUGUGAUAAAUUGUGCCAUUCCCAAAGGGCUGAAGUACAAUCAGGCUACACAGACCUUCCAUCAGUGGCGAGAUGCCAGGCAGGUGUAUGGUCUAAACUUUGGUAGCAAAGAAGAUGCCAAUGUAUUUGCAAGUGCCAUGAUGCAUGCCUUGGAAGUGCUAAAUUCCCAGGAUGCAGGUCCGACGUUGUCUCGUCAGAACUCUCAGCUGUUUCCACAAGUGCAGAAUGGUCCAUGUCAGGAGGAUUUGGAGAUACAGAGACGGCAACUACAGGAACAACAACGGCAGAAGGAGCUGGAGAGAGAGCGACUCGAGCGUGAGCGGAUGGAACGUGAACGACUGGAGAGAGAGCGGCUAGAACAGGAACAGAUGGAGCGUGAGAAGCAGGAGCGAGAAAAACAGGAACGUAUGGAGCGAGAAAGACAGGAACGAGAAAGGCAGGAGCAAGAGGAUUUAGAGUUGGAACGACAAAGGGAACGACAAGAGCAGCUUGAGAGAGAGCAGCUUGAGUGGGAGAUGGAGCGUCGGAUGUCGUCUGCGGGUAUUGGUCCAACAAAUGAAGGUUUCCAGGGGCCACCAGCCCCUCCACCUGCACCACCUCUUCCUCCAGGACCACUGCAGCCAGCAGCAGCACCAGUCUCUGGGCCACCAAUGCCACCAGGUCCACCGCCUGCACCUCCACUGCCAGGAACAGGCCCCCCUCCUCCACCCCCUCUUCCUGGACAGGCUGCACCUCCUGUUCCACCUCCCCCUCCAGCCCCACCUCUCCCCUCCACCGGCCUUGCAUCAGCUCCAGCUGAAGAUGAUCGCCCACUGACUGGGCUAGCAGCUGCAUUGGCUGGAGCUAAGCUCAGAAAAGUGGCAAGGACUGAUGAGGCCUUGAGUUCUGCAGGCAGCAUUGGUUCAGUCUUGACUCCUUCUAAAUCUGAAACUUCGCGGGGUAACGGAGCCCCAAUUUCUAUUGGAGGAACUGGUCUAAUGGAAGAAAUGAGUGCCCUGCUGGCCAGGAGGAGAAGGAUUGCUGAGAAGGGUUCAGUUCCUGAGCCAGAUCCUAAGGAAGAAAAGAAUGAGGAAUCAGAAUCUGCAAGUGUGAAAGGCCCUUCAACGUCAAGUAUGUCUGAGACGACCAGAAAGCCUUGGGAAAGAACAAGUACUGUAAAUGGCAACAAAUCACCAGUAAUUUCCAGACGAGAUUCUCCGUGGAAAAAUCAGCUGAUCUCUGACAAGUUCAAUGACACACUAAACAGAAGCAAAUCCACACCAAGUGGACAACCAAACACCAAUGGUGUACAAGCAGAGAUCUUCGAUUAUGACAGAUUAAAACAGGAUAUCUUGGAAGAAAUGAGGAAGGAGCUUCAGAAGCUAAAGGAGGAACUUAUUGAUGCAAUCAGACAGGAGCUGAGCAAGUCCAACACUGCAUAGACGACAUGCUGAAUGAAACUGGCCCUUCUACGCCUAAUGUGAUGACUGAUGACAGUGAGAGGGUGAUGAGAAAAUGACAAAGACCCAGUGAGGAGUGGGAGAGCAGGUGGGAGGGAGGGAGGAAGGAAGCCCACCUUGUGCUGCAGUCCGAGAUUUUGCAGGCAGCCCCAUACCGUUGUGCUUUUCUUUUUAUUCCCCUCACUGCUUGCCGCUUUUUCUAUCUUCUUGGAGGAAGAGAGUUACUGUAAUAUUAUGCAAAGAUUCUAAUGUUUGUUGAAACUGAAUCACAGUGUCUGGAAAGUAUCAUCACUUGAAAGAAGAAUUUGCACAACAGUUGUUUUUGUUUUCGUUUUUUUUCCUCUAGGAGGUGGGUUGUAGUUUGAGCACAGAUCUUGGAGACAGGUAACCUUAUAGUUUCUACAUGUAGGAAGAUGCAAUGUGGGAAUGUGCUCUAUUGUAAGGGUGCCCAGGGAUUAUCUGUUAUUUUUCUACUUUUCAAACCAAUGGCAGAUCACAGGGUUUAAGGAUACAGAGAUGCCUUCCUUAGAUUAUUAUUGUGAUAAUGCUUUACCAAAUCGAAGACUUGUCUGUCAAUCCAACUAAUGAUGUAAGUUCUCAGUGCAGUGUCUGUAAUUGUUCCUUCCCUGACUUUGUGCAUGUCGAGAUGUAAUUCUUUGGUAUAUCAAAAUUGGCUGUGACCUGAUGUUUCAUCCCACUUUGCCAAGCAAUACUCAGUCAUGUUAAGUAGCCAUCUGGUUGCCUUUGCAAGUAUCUGAGGGGAAGGAUAGGGUGAGCCUGUGUGCUGCCAUCUAUAUAAUCUAAUAAUAAAUCCACAUGCAUCUAGUUUUUCCACAUCUAAUCCUGGAAAAGAUACCCUUUGAGAAUAUCUGUGGUGCAAUUGUGUUUAUUUCCAUAUGUUCCAACAAGUAGAUGUAUUCUAAAGCAAAGUGUGGAAGGAAGAGAAUACUUGAGGGGAAGAUCUUUCUCAACCCUAGUCCCAUGGUUUUCUUGAGACUGGUCACAUCAAGUUAUGGUGUUGCCAUUUUCACCUUGCUCCUACUUUCCUUUGUCCAGUUCAUCAACCAAUUUGAAGAAUUGUUGCUUCUUUGACCAUGUGAAGUGGUAAAUGUCUGGUGUGUCAGAUAGCAUUUGAGUUGGUGAGUGGUCUUUGAUCUGCUCUUUCUCAAAAGCUGACAACUCCCAAACUGGUUGCUGAAGUGGAAUGUGGGUUGAAGGUUUUGUAAUACCUCUCAGCAACUCUGUGCCCCACAAAGACUACUCACUACCAAACAACCAUCCCGUCCACACAGUACCUGUGGAUGUACCUGGGUUACCAAGAGACUUUUGAUCCACAAACAUUGUUAGACCAGUGGAAGUUGUGCCUCCUUUGCAGGAGAGGAAUAGUUCAGCUCUCAGGGCUCUGCCACCCAUUGAGGAAGGAGGUGUUUUUGGUCUUUAUUCCAGUGCAAGCUUCCUGCUUCCUCAGUUGGAGUGGCAGUGUUAUUUUUUCCUGCAGUUCUUUGAAAUGCGUGCCUUUCCACCAACCCCCAACUCUGUAACUCCUGAUUGUCCUGCUAAUUGGACAGGGCCAAAUCCAGAGCAGUGGUAGCUGGGACUGAUGCAGGCAUCUGGGAUUUCAGAAGCUGUAGAGUUUGCACCUUCUGAAACACCUACCCUGCCCAUCAACACCUUGGCUUGGUUGCAGUUUCAGACAGCUUUAUUAAUCUCAUCUCACCUUGGUGCUGUGUGCCUGCUUCCAGAACUGAAUUCUAUUUACCAAACGAUGGGAUUGAUGUCUCCAAAACUAAACUGCUUCAAGGAUAUUUGUCGACAUCCAAAUAACGUUCGUUCCAUUUCCAGUGUGGGUAUCACAAACAGGAUAAUUUUUGUUUCUAAGUUCUCCCAACCAGUGUUGCAGAUUAAAAUUGAAUAUCAUGUACAAAUGUUUUCAAGGUUGUCACUGUUCUUUAUAAUUUACAUUUGAAAAUACUAUCAAAAUUUCAAAAGCAAAAUUGCUUAAACUGCUGCAGUAAUAGUUUAUUGAGUCUUUGAUUUCUAUGUUGAGGGCCUUGACGUCUCUGAUCAUCACCAAGUAGGUAAUAGUAACCAGCCCUAGUCAGCGGUUGUGCUGGGAUAACAGUUGUAUCUCUGUGAUCUAGAUAAUGUGAAACCCAAUGAGUUUAGUUAAAAGUUCUAAAAUUGUUAUUGUUAGAUAGAUAAUGCAGUGGAUGUUGUAGGGAAGCUGAGAGAUUUUUUUUGGUAGAAUGAACAUAGCCACUUUUUUUUAAUACAAAGUGGUUUUGAAAGUUUUUUUCACUGUGAUCUGUAGAGGGAUAAAAAUCCUGUUAUAUCGCACAUAUAUACUGUCAGUACAAAAAACUUUUUAACAGGGCAGUUUAUUUCCUUUAAAAAUAUUAAUUAUUUCUUCAUUCUCAGAUACUGAAGUAGAUUACAUGGAGAUCCUGACAAACAUUUAGGUGAUUGAGGUUGUUAUUUUGUGUAUUUUACCUUGCCUUUUGCUCUUUGCCCUAAAUCACAAAAGGGCUUGACCUCCCAGAGCCAGGACCAGUUACACACUGUGCACAAUUGUAUGCCCUACCACUGUGAGAAAUGGCACAUCAAGGUUCAGCUGCUGUUCAAUGCCUAAAUCAUAAACUGAUUCCUUAUUCCACUGGAUUAAUAUCUUGAAGACUCAAGAUUGUUUCCAUGGCUCCAGCUAUCUGAUUUUCCUCUUGUAACAAGAGAGCUGUAAUCUGAAACUCUUCUUUGAGUAUUAUGCCCAAUAGUCGUUUUCAGAGUGGCUGUGCAGGCCAUGGUGCCAGCCGGGGUGGGGCAGGGGCUGAUUGAAUAUGGGCCCUGGUCAUCAUGCCAUAAUGUUCAGGCAUUUGAAUGACUUGGACCUUUACAUCAGUGGAUUAUUUUGAAGCCGGAAGGACCAUUUUAUCGCAGACUUGGCCUCCAACCUGUUCAUGAAGAAUCAGUCUUUCAACAAUGAUUCCAUGUUAGAUAGGAGCUGAAGUUUUUAAAAACGAAUCAUGUUGCUGAGUAAUUGAAAUAAUGAGUGAAAAGGUUGGUCUGUCUUCCGCAUUAUUUGUCUCCUGUGUUGUGUUGUCGACUGUCUCACAACCACAGUUACUUUGAAAUAUGUUUUGCUCGAUCAGUUCUGUGCACUCCUUGGUGUAGAAUGUUUACUCCUGGGAUGCUAUGUGAAGUUGAGUGUUAACUAGGCUUUAAUAUUUAAUUAACUUUUAAAAAGUACUAAUGUUAAUGGUUUACGUGGAACAUACUUGAAUCUUAUGGUGUACAUCCAUUUGACAAAAUGAGCAGCUUAAAGCCAGUGUAGCCACAGAGAAAUUGACAGACAACUGACUGUGAAGUUGGCAUUGGUGGAGUAGGCCAUUCCAAGAGGAUGUUCCCAUCUCAGUGCCUGCAAAAUUUAUUUUAUCCUGUAUCUUGGGAUUUUGUGCUGCUCAUUUUUUUAAAAAUCUGCUGACUCACCCUCACGUAAAAAUGUUGACAAUGCAAAUCCCUUCCUUUAAAAUAAGUAACUGGCAGCAAGUAAGGGAAUGGGCAAGUCCUUGCAAUCCAGUGUUUAGAUCUUUUUAAUAAAAAUUUAAGAAAGUUUAACAUCACUUUUCUAUAUGGAAAAGUGAGAAUGUAGUCUUUAUGCUAGAAGAACAGAGUGAAGUCCACACCUCAGGAAUUACCUGAAAAUUGCAUCAUCCACAGGCUAUUUGAUUGGGCUGACGUUAACUCCAGGCUCUCUGGCUUCCUUCAGAUAAGUGUCCUCUGCAUUGCCCAGGGGAACGAGUUCAGUGCUCACUACUGAGGUCCCCAAAACACUAAUUGAGUCCUUCAGUCUCCAGAGUAAUAUUGCUGCUGCUUGUUUCUGUGAGCACUGUGUCUGCUGCCCUCUGAGUACCUGUGGAUAAUCAUGUGGUUUCUUUGAAGCUUAUUAUUUUGUAUGACACAUCAGCCUUCACUGGAUUGGGUUAUAUUAUGGAUUUGGUGUGCUAUACCUGUAUUUGUUUAAAAUAUCUUUCUGGUUAUAUGACCCUUCAGAAGAAUUGCUACCUGCUCAAUACCAGAAAGGAGUGAAAUAAUUAGCAUUUUAAAUGUGCAAGCUCCAAGAGGUUUUUGUAAAAAGUAUAUACAAAAUGAAAAUGCAUUGAAAAUGUUGCAGCUAAUUUUGCAGUAAUACAUUUGAAGCCACAGUACAGAACUGACUGAAGUAAAACAUCCAAGGUUGGUAGUGUGUGUUUUCACAGGUGAGAAUAGAGGAUGGAAAUGAAAACCUUUCAUUUUCUCAUCUCACUUCCUGACUAUCUGUAGGGUGGGGAAGUAGAGGUGAUUCUCACAAAAGCUCAAGCUUUUUCAACUGUUUCCCUGAACUUAGCUUUGUACCGUGACAAUGGAUGGAAAUUCACUUUCCUCAUAACACUAACACCCAGUGCCACAAUCUGAACUGUAUAAACUAACCAGUGCCUGUGGUGGAAAGGAUUUUGCUUCUCUCAAUGUCUUGUAAUCAAAUGAAGUUCUGUAUAAAUGUGCUGGUGCUGGAACCUGCCUUGAGUCACUCCAAAAUCAGAAAAUGAUUGUACCAUGAGGAUUGUGUUUUGGAGUUGCAUUUUGCCUUUAGAUAUUGUGUGGGUGAAUUACAAUUUAAACAAAACUGGUAGAGAUGGGACUAGAUUUGCACAGAGUUCCCUUCUCCUGAGUGAAAGCUGUGCAACUUUCAGGGUUACAUGGUGAGGAGAAUCAUAGAUCAGCUGUGGACUCAAGGCAACAGAAGUCUGAGAACCACAGAGACCAAGACUUUGCAGUGACAGCUCAGGUGAUUGGUCUUCACUGCAGAGCUCCAGUGUAUGGAAGAUCCCGGUGGAAACCUAGGUAGUAGCAGGACAACAUGGAGAUGCUUGUGUAUAAAUAUGAACUCCAGGUAGAAUUGCUUCAUUUGUGCAGUGAAUCUGAGGCUUGUCUCCAGCCACAAGACAAUGUUAUUUGCUCUCUAUUCCUCAUCUCCAAUGUGAUCAGAUUUGUUUUGUAUUUUUGAUUUUUGACUGCCAAAUUGAUUUGCACAAAAUUCCAUAGGUAACUCUCUUGUCAGAAGAGUUCAGGGUGGUUUCUUGUUCUGGUGAAAUGAAGAAAAUGUAUCAACAUAUUUCACAUUUACAUGCUUCUGAAUCUGUUCUUUAGAUUUACAAUUCUGUUUGUAUCAUUGUUAUGUUACAUUUUAAAAUUUCUUAUGUGCUAAUUUUUUUGAUCGAAUGGAAUAAAAUUAAACAUUAGAUCUUCU